Molecule: messenger RNA, 2466 nt
Organism: Oryza sativa Japonica Group (Japanese rice)
Lineage: Eukaryota; Viridiplantae; Streptophyta; Magnoliopsida; Poales; Poaceae
Product: polyadenylate-binding protein-interacting protein 4
Biological process (GO): cytoplasmic stress granule assembly
Cellular component (GO): cytoplasmic stress granule
Molecular function (GO): mRNA binding
Source: RefSeq, a predicted model, not a curated record
UCGCGCGGACCAUCGAUUCGCUCGGUCUUUCGCCUCCUCCUCCCUUUUGCCUUUGCCUCCCUCACCGCGGCGGCUGCGGCGGCGAGCACCACCCACCCCCUCUCCUCUCCCCCCCCUCCCGCCGCCCGGAGCUUAAGCUAGGGUUUCCACCGCCCGAGCCUGCGCUCCCUCCGUCGCCGCCGCCCGCCCGCCCGCCCGCCUUCCCGCUCGCCCGCUCGCGCGCCGCUUCCGGUUCCCCACGCGCACCGAUCCGGCGGUGACCCCCCCGAAACCCUAGGGUUUCUCCGCGGCGCAGGAGCUAUGAAUCACCCACAGCAAACUAUGCCUCCUAGGGCUUCUGCCAAUGGAUUUCCCCAUCGGAAGCUUGACAGGGAGGGUAGUGGAAGGCAUGACAAUAAAACACAGUUGCUGAGAUCUUCAUCUGGUGGUUUUAGUGGUGCAGAAAAUGGAGGCAAACUAGGACAUGGAAGCCCUUCAAGGGAUCGACUAAUAUAUGUUUUGACACAACUUAUUGGACAACAUGUGGAUGUGCAUGUGAAAAAUGGCUCUAUUAUCUCCGGAAUCCUACAUGCAACAAACUCUGACAAAGACUUAGGAGUUAUCAUGAAAAUGGCACAGGUGAUAAAGGAUGGUUCUGCCAGGGGACAGAAAAGUGCAGCUGAUGUUGUAAAGAAGCCUGAGACUAUGAUAAUACCAGGAAGGGAGCUUGUCCAAAUUCUUGCCAAGGAUGUAGCACUUGGUGGAGAUGAGCUGCCAAAAGGUCCUUCUCAAGAAAAAAGGAAGGACUUAAUGAUAGACUCUGCGAUUUCUCGCUCUCAUUAUCCUGAGGAGAGGGAGCUUGAGCGCUGGGCACCGGAUGAAGGGGAUUCAGAGUGCAUCGAAUUGGAAAAAUAUGACAGAAAGGGGAACAGGAGCUGGGACCAGUUUGAAACAAAUGCAGCUUUGUUUGGGGUAAAGAGUACUUUCAAUGAAGAACUUUAUACCACAAAGCUAGAGAGAGGUCCUCACAUGAGAGAGCUUGAAAAGCAUGCUUCAAGAAUAGCUAGAGAAAUAGAGGGAGAAGAUACAAAAGAUAUGCAUCUUGCUGAGGAGAGGGGUUUAUAUUUGGAUGAUGACUUUGACCAUGAUGAAGAGAUAAAAUAUUCAGCGGUGCGCAGAGAUACAGACAAUACCAAAUUUAAGUCAUCUACAAAUGUCUUGAGCAAUACAAAUCAAGUUGAUUCACUCACCAGGGCAGGCAACACUAAUCCCAAGGCUUUGUUAUCAACUGCGGAUGAAGAAUCAUCUUCCCAUUUAUUUGGCACUGAUUUGCCUGUCACUAACAAUGUUAGCCAGUUAGUAUCUCAGUCCCAGCUGAAUAAACUUUUGCCCAUUGAUGAAAGCAGGUUGGAUGACAAACUGACCAAAGAUAGCAGUGGUAAUAGGGACACAAGCAAUUUGCAAACUGAGAAUAUUAUAUCUGAAGGUGGCAGGUCAUCGAUUUCUGAAGACUUGGAAGUGCCAUCUUCAAGCUCGCACGCUUCUGAGCCUUCAUCAUCUGGUCAAGCAAAGAAAUCCUCAGAAAGUCUACCUGCAGAUUCUUCUUUGUCUAGAAAAGUUCCUUCUUCGGGGGAAUAUGUGAAUUCCUCCCAAGGACCUGGUAGUUCUACAUCAUCAACAUCUGAGCGCAUUGCUGCAAGCUCAGUUGCAUGUGCUCCAGGCUUGUCCCCGAGCUCUUCAAUGGGUUCUCUUAGCUCAGAAAAAUCAUCUUUGAACCCGAAUGCUAAGGAAUUCAAGCUGAACCCUAAUGCUAAGAGUUUCACUCCAUCAACUUCUGUGAGGCCUCCACAACCUCCAGCAUCUGAUGGACCAUACUACUAUGCUAAUAACAUGCCUACAGCACCUCUUGGACCUCCAAUGUUUCCACCGGCCUAUGGUGGACAGCCUAUGGUGUACAAUGCUCAGCCUGGACCUUCGCCCCAAGGUUACAUGCAUCCUGCUGGGCCACAGUUGCAGUAUGGGCAGCAGAUGAUGAUGGGGCAGACUCGUCCUGUUUAUUAUUAUGCACCUGAGAUGCAACAAUACAGAGGGAGAAACUUCUAGGUAGAAAAUUUUGAACCGCUGCCAUGUUUGAAAGUUGCAGCUAUACCCGUCAAAGGGAUGCUAACCAGACCAGACCGCUGUUGGGAUGAAAAGAAGUGUGGCCAUAUAAUCUCAAAUCUCAAAACACCAACUGCGUGUUGCCAGGCCGGAGCACGCCAUUGUUGCACAACCUGUGCUCAAGUCUGAAGCAGGUUAACUGGGAUUUAUUAUUAUUUGUUUCACAGACGUGGUGUUGUAAAUUAAAAUCGCUGGUCGUUUGUGACCCUUGAAAUGGUCGGUAUUCAUAAACGUGUGUGACCGUUCUCUUUUUGUAAAAUUCGUGUUUUAUUUAUUUGUCUGGCAAAAGAUUUGGAUGGGAACGAUAGCCUUUAUAUUUUCUGUUUA